Messenger RNA from Musa acuminata AAA Group (dessert banana), 4660 nucleotides. RefSeq names its product receptor-like protein EIX2. NCBI's taxonomy places the organism in Eukaryota, Viridiplantae, Streptophyta, Magnoliopsida, Zingiberales, Musaceae. The record is from RefSeq and is a predicted model, not a curated record. The coding region runs from base 41 to 2995 and encodes 984 amino acids. The transcript has 7 exons. Gene Ontology annotation, molecular function: protein binding.
GCAAUUCCUCCAUGAGGUAGUAGCCAUUCACCAGUCAAAGAUGGCUACUCCAAGGAGAAGCACACGCGUCUGGCUCACCAGCAUUCUGCUGCUCUUCGUGCUCACAACCACGGCGUCGGCCAAGGGGUGCGUUGAGGUGGAGAGGGACGCCCUCCUCGCCUUCAGAGCCCGCAUCGUCGAUCCGUCCCACCGCCUGUCCUCGUGGCGUCGCCGAGUAGACUGCUGCAGAUGGAACGGUGUGGUGUGCGACAACACCACGGGCCGCGUCGUGGAGCUCAACCUUGAGAACUCGGCGGACAUGACUUUCGAGUCGAAUCAGGCGGUUCUGCGGGGUGAGAUCAGUCCGUCCUUGCUCUCUUUGACGCAUUUGGAUCGCUUGGAUCUCAAUCACAAUGACUUCGGGGGGUCACCGAUCCCCGCCUUUCUGGGCUCUUUCCCCAAACUGACGUAUCUCAACCUCUCCUGGUCCAACUUCAGCGGAGCCAUUCCGCCCCAGCUGGGCAACCUGUCCAGCCUCCGCUCUCUCGAUCUCCAUUCGUAUGGCUUAUCGACCGAUGGCCUGCACUGGCUCUCGCGUCUCUCUUCCUUGAGAUACCUCGACAUGAGCGGUGUGAACCUUUCCAUGGCCUCCCACGAUUGGCUUCAAGCGGUGAACACGUUGUCCCCGCUGGAGGAGCUACAUUUACCAUACUGUGGCCUCAUCGACCUCCCCUCUUCUCUUUCCCAUGUCAACCUCACCUCGUUGAGCAUUCUCGAUCUCCGUGGCAACGUCUUCAACUCCACCUUCCCCAGCUGGCUUAUGGAACUCCGCAGCCUGUCCUAUCUUGCUCUUAGCGAUUCAAAGUUGCAUGGCGAGCUACCUGCUGGGAUCGGAAGAUUGACUCGUCUGACCCAGCUUGAUCUCAGCGCUAAUUCACUCUCUGGUCCUCUCCCCGCGGAGAUUUGGAGUUCGAGGAGUCUAUCAAGCAUCGACCUCAGCUUUAAUUCGUUCCGAGGUCCGAUGCAAGUGGAAGCAGGGAAUUGGAGUAGUCUCUCACAGGUAUAUCUGCUCAACUGCUCACUCAGUGGCAGCAUCCCUGCUGCGAUUGGGAGUUUGACUCGUCUCAAGGAGCUGCACCUCAGUGGCAAUCGACUCACCGGUCCCAUACCUGCCGAGAUCGGUAAUUUGACUGCUCUAACAACGCUCGACUUGGGUCGUAAUUCUCUCACUGGAUCCGUACCACCUGAGAUCGGCAAGCUUUCCAACCUAACCUCGCUUGAUCUCUCUCUCAAUUCCCUGAAAGGUACCAUGUCCGAACUCCAUUUCGCCAACCUCGCCAAGCUAGACGUCUUAUACUUGUACAGGAACUCCUUGGACAUCGCAAUAGGCCAUGAUUGGAUUCCACCUUUUCAACUCGAGACAAUCGGAGUGGAUUCCUGUAAGCUGGGCCCUUCGUUUCCCGGAUGGCUGCGCUCGCAGGAAUCCAUGGUGGAUUUGAAUUUGUCGAACACAAGUAUCGAGGACACUUUGCCCGACUGGCUCUGGAAUUCUUCUUCCUCUUCCUUAAUGGUCAUAAAUCUGUCCCACAACAAGAUUUCUGGCACUCUGCCGGCAUCCUUGGAGAGUCUGACCAACUUGAUGUUCCUAAAUUUGAGCUCUAAUCUGUUCCAAGGUCUCGUCCCUGUUUCGCCACCAUUACUACAAGCACUGGAUCUAUCAAGCAACGCUCUCUCAGGACCGCUACCAUCGACCUUUGCACCGGUGUCGGUAUACUUGUUCUUCUCAAACAAUCAUAUUAACGGGAGCGUACCAUCCUCCGUCUGCACUUUGCAGCAGCUUUUCGCCCUCGAUCUGUCGAACAAUCAGAUAUCAGGAGAAAUACCUCGGUGUUGGCAAGAGGCAAAUGAACUUUUGUUUAUCAAUCUGGCGAAUAAUAAGCUCGGUGGAAAGAUUCCCAACUCCAUCGGAAACUUGACCGAGCUCAAGUUCUUGCAUCUGAGCAACAACAGCCUCCAUGGAGAUCUUCCACCAUCGUUGCAAAGUUGUAGCCAGUUAGCUGUCAUCGAUCUCGGUCGCAACCAAUUUUCGGGCAAGAUUCCGGCAUGGAUCGGGCAAAGCUUUCGAUAUCUGGAGGUACUUCUGCUACGUUCGAACAUGUUCUCCGGCGACAUUCCACCACAGCUUGGUCAACUAAGUAAUCUUCAAAUCAUCGACCUUGCCGACAACGAGCUAUCAGGGAUCAUACCACGCUCCUUCGGCAAUUUCAGCGCCAUAAUUUCCAUAUCAAAGUCGAUGUCUUCCACGAUUUCGUCCGACCCAAACUUCGAGUUGUCCUCUUUCGUAGCCAUCGAAAGCAUAGCUCUAGUAACAAAGGGAGACCAACGAAGCUUUUCGUCCAUUCUCCAUCUCGUGAAGAGCAUUGACCUUUCAAAAAAUUCUCUAACCGGAGCAAUCCCCACAGAGAUCGGGUACCUCGCCGCACUUCAAACUUUAAAUCUAUCAAGAAAUAGCAUCGGAGGUAUGAUUCCGAGUACCAUUGGCGGAAUGAAAUCACUGGAAACUCUCGACUUAUCAUUCAAUAACUUAUCCGGAGCUAUUCCUCAGAGUAUGUCAGCUUUGAAUUCUCUUAGCCACUUGAAUCUGUCUUAUAACAAUCUAUCCGGAGCCAUUCCAUCGGGUUUUCAACUUCAAACACUUCCGGCAUCCAGUUACAUCGGUAAUGCGUAUCUCUGUGGGCUUCCGGUUAGCAAGAGUUGCCUCAACGAGACAAAUACCAAUGCGACAGACGAGGAGGACGAGGAAGAAGGACUUCAUGGGCUAUCGCUCUACUUCGGCAUCGCACUCGGUUAUUUGGUUGGACUGUGGAGCGUGUUUAUCGUCAUGCUAUUUAAGAAAGAUUGGAGGAUAUUUUAUUUUCGAAUGAUUGAUCAAAUAUAUGAUAAAGCGUAUGUGGCAAUCAAGAUAAAGAUCAACGGAUGGACGGUCAACAAAGGAGGGGGACGUACGCAAAAGUGAAGGCAACGUUACUGUAUUACAUAGUGUGUGCUAUGAUCAAAGGCAAGGAUGUUAAGAGUUACGCCAUCAAUAAUGUUGCUAUGAAUGAUGCAUGCGGUGAUGUCUGCGAUUCGUCGCUUUUGUAUCAUCUCAUAUGUAACUAUGAUGAAAUUAUGAUGCCGAAGAAAUCGAAACAAUAAAAAUGAGUUUUGGGUUACAAUGACACGGUUGACGUAAAAAUCGAUUAGUUGAGGGGCUAAACUAUAAUGUUGACGUAAAACCCCCAUCCUUCGAUCGGCGGUUGUCGGUCGAAGCGCGAGAGGGAAGAUGGUUCGGCCAGAUGGAGUCAAAGAGUGAAAGCUCAAGAGAAGGGCGGAAGAAUCUGCCCCGAUGGUGGAGGAGGAGGAGGAGGUUGAGGUCUUCGACGAGGGAGUACGCGAUGGGGUUGAAGAAGGGAUCGGAAACUUAGGGGAGAUUGCGGAGCCCGAGGACGAGAGGAGGGCGGAGGAGGGGGUGGACGAGAUGCCAGGGAUCCGGGUCACCUCGCCAGUCGACGGAGCGAAGCGGCCGGGAGUCAUAUUCGUUCUCGAGAAGGCGUGUUUGGAGGUUGGCAAAGUCGGGAAGAAUUUUCAGAUCCUGAACUCAGACCAUGCAAAUUAUCUAAGGAAGCAAAAUCGAAAUCCUGCCGAUUAUAGGCCCGACAUCAUUCAUCAGGUGUGUCGAUUUUGCUCUUUUUGCAUUACAUUUUUGGUUUCUUUCGAGUUAUGUUCUCUUUAUAUAAUCCUUGCAUUCAUUUUUUUUGGGAAUUCACGUUUUUGGUUCGGAGUUGGAAGGCACUACCAUGUAAUUUUCUAAAACAUAAUCAUUCUUCACCAGACGUGCUCCUCCGAUUACUCCAUGAAACUAAAUUGUCAACUCGAAGAUGAUGUUAGGCACUUCUCGCGAUAUUUGAUAGCCCCCUAGCUUAAGGCUGGUAGGCUGCAGGCUGUCUAUGUGAAAACAGAGAAGGGAGUUCUUUUUGAAAUCAAACCAUAUGUCCGCAUCCCAAGGACUUUCAAGCGUUUCUGCGGUCUUAUGUCCCAAUUGUUACAAAAAUCAAGUAUAAUUGCUGUCGGGAAGCCGGAGAAACUUGUGUGUCAUUAAGAAUCCUGUGACUCGCCAUUUGCCUGUCAAUUCCAAGAAAUUAGGACUCUCCUAUAGUUCAGACAGGUCGGUUAACUUGUGUAAUUAUGUAGCUGCUGCUAAUGAUGAUUCUGCCCUUGUUUUUCUGGUUGGUGCGAUGGCUCAUUGAGCGAUUGAUAAGGAAUACGCUGAUGAUUUUAUAUCGGUUUCAGAAUACCCUCUGAGUGCGGCAUGCUGCUUCAACAGGAUCGCCUUUUUUCCCAUAUAAUACCCGGAUGAGUGACUUGGUUCUUUUUCUCCAAGUGAUUAAGCUGGUCAUCGUUAAAGCAAUCAUCUAUGUGCGCAAAGCUUAUUCUUAAUAUUAAUCAGUUCUGCAGUUCCGUGUUUCUAUCGAAGAUUUUGCCCUUUCACCGGUUACUGUAUUCUUUACAAUUCAAUCAUGAUGUGCUAUUGAUGUCCAUUGAUCAUGUCGAUCACCCUCUGCCGAACCUAAUUGGCAUUCGAACCCAUUCACCGUGUUGUAUUACUGCACGAUUGUGUUACUCAUUUAAAUUGUUUUGCUUC